AGUCAGGAGAGCUCACUUGCCUCCCUGGUCUCCAGUACAGCUUUCCUGAGCUUUUGAAGGGUGGGGGAUACUGAAGGCACCCUCUGAGCAGCCAUGUCCGGUCUGUGAGUUUCAGCUCUCGCUCUGUGGCAGUCCCAGGGGUCAGCCAAAUGCGGGUCAGCACCGUCUCCUCCACCCGUGGAGGAGUGGGUGCCGGCUUUGGCAGCUCCAGCCUCUACAACCUCGGCUCCACCAACAAGCGGAUCUCCCUUGGAGGUGGCAGCUCCUACAGCGUUCGGUCUGGAUAUGGCUACGGUGGCAUGGGAUUUGGUGGGGAGUCCGGGGGCAUUCAGGAGGUCACCAUUAACCAGAGCCUCCUGACACCCCUCAACCUGGAGAUCGACCCCAAUAUCCAGCGGGUGCGGAAGGAGGAGAAGGAGCAGAUCAAGACACUCAACAACAGGUUCGCCUCCUUCAUCGACAAGGUCCGGUUCCUGGAGCAGCAAAACAAAAUGCUGGAGACCAAAUGGAGCCUUCUCCAGGACCAAAAGACUGCCCGGAGUAACAUCGCUCCCAUGUUUGAGGCAUACAUCACAACCUGAGACGUCAGCUGGAUGGGUUUGUUGAAUGACAAAGGGCGCUUGGAGGGUGAACUGAAGAACAUGCAGGAUCUUGUUGAGGAUUUCAAGGCCAAAUACGAAGAUGAAAUCAACAAGCGCACAGCAGCAGAGAAUGAGUUUGUGGUGCUCAAGAAGGAUGUGGAUGCCGCCUACAUGAACAAAGUGGAGCUGGAGGCCAAGGUGGAUGCACUGACGGAUGAGAUUAACUUCCUGAGAUCUCUUUAUGAAGCGGAACUUCGUGAGCUGCAGUCCCAGAUCUCUGACACAUCUGUGGUGCUGUCCAUGGAUAACAGUCGAAACCUGGACCUGGACAGCAUCAUUGCAGAGGUCAAAGCACAAUAUGAGGAUAUUGCCAACAGGAGUCGGGCAGAGGCUGAGUCCUGGUACCAGAGCAAGUAUGAGGCACUGCAGGUCACUGCUGGGAAACACGGAGAUGACCUGCGCAACACGAAGAAUGAGAUCUCAGAGAUAAACCGCAUGAUCCAGAGGCUGCAGGGUGAAAUUGAAAAUGCGAAGGCCCAGCGUGCCAAGCUGGAGGCUGCCAUUGCUGAAGCUGAGGAGCGUGGUGAGAUGGCUGUCAGAGAUGCCAAGGCAAAGCUGGAGGAGCUUGAGGCAGCUCUGCAGAAGGCGAAGCAGGACAUGGCCCGGCAGCUGCGCGAGUACCAGGAGCUGAUGAACGUCAAGCUGGCCCUGGACAUCGAGAUCGCGACCUACAGGAAGCUGCUGGAGGGAGAAGAGAGCAGGUUGGCUGGUGAUGGAGUUGGCAGCGUCAAUAUCUCUGUGGUCAGCUCCAGCGGUGGAGGUGGCUACGGCAGCUCCAGUGGAUUUCUGGGAGGAGGAGUCAGAGGAGGCCUUAGCCUGGGAGCAGGCAUGGGCAGUGGGGCGCUCGGCUUCUCCUCUGGGGGUGCUACCAAAUCCUACACUGUCACCACAACCUCGUCCACCAGAAGCUUCAGGAAGUAACCACAGGAACGGAAAUCGGCGGUUUCCCACUACACGGGAGGAGGGAAAACAUAGAAAAGUUGUGUUGCCUUUUAUAGGACAAAUUGGCUGCAAAAUUUCUGCAGUGAUGAAUGAAUUGGAAUAAGAUAUACCAGAGUACCUGACCCUGCCACAUCACGCCUAAGGCUUGAACCUGCACUGUUGAACUCAGCAGGAACCAUUCCACUGAGAGCAAGUUCAAGCCUGUAGGGUGAAAUUUAUCCAGGGAAGCAGGCAGGGUAAUGCUUUUUGUUACUUGUGUGCAUGGUACCCCCCUGCUCAGGGCUGGAUUUCACCCUUUGAAGGGCAAAGCAAUCAUUUGAGCAGCAAGCUUUUCCACAUUUCUGCUGUGGUUUACAAAAGAGACCAGAAGAUUAUCUCCCUCUGAAUAUGAUUUGGAAGACUUUAUUCCCUUGGGCUCCUCAGAAAAUGCCAACCCUUGUUGAGAUUUCAGCCUGGGAUUGUUUUCUUAAAAUAUACCAGGAAGAAAACAGUUGAAACUGUUUUGGGUUUCUCCUUAUAUUUUGGCGUAAUUGGCUCAGAAAUGGAAUUCAGCAAUUCUUAUCUGAAUGAAGCUAAUUUCUUACCGAAGGCAAUGCAGACAUUAACUUUCAGCCUUCAUGUAACAAAAUAACUCAUAAACGAGCUCCCCUACACAUUUCAUCUCCCUAAAAGAAACCCAGAGCUUAAGGGGUAUGAAAUUGCUUGAAACUUAUAAUUAGCACACUAAAAUGGGGGAUAAUACUCCCCAUUCUUGGGUGCCUCUGUUUACUACCCGAUAUUUCAAAGCAAAACUAGUGAUAUGUGGUGUCUCUACUACAGCUAGGGAAAAAACGUUUUGUUGAUGUAUCAUUACAAUGACUAUUUGUUCCUGCCAAAAUGUGUCUUCAACAUAAACGUGCCAGAUAAAUAGGUUGUUACUUCAGUAGGAAGAAUUUUUAAAUAAAUAAGUCAAAGAAACUGUUGUAUUGCAUGCUCUGCCAUGUCCUAGCAGCGUAUCUUUGGUUGACAUUUUAUGCCUUUGUGGUCUGGGAGUUUGUCAUGAGGUCGUUAAUAAAGUUUCCCUAUUGCAUGCUU
Molecule: messenger RNA, 2657 nt
Organism: Cygnus olor (mute swan)
Lineage: Eukaryota; Metazoa; Chordata; Aves; Anseriformes; Anatidae
Product: keratin, type II cytoskeletal cochleal-like
Biological process (GO): keratinization; intermediate filament organization
Cellular component (GO): keratin filament
Molecular function (GO): structural constituent of skin epidermis
Source: RefSeq, a predicted model, not a curated record